This is a messenger RNA of Aaosphaeria arxii CBS 175.79, 2755 nucleotides long. RefSeq names its product ferric-chelate reductase. Gene Ontology annotation, cellular component: plasma membrane. The coding region runs from base 299 to 2452 and encodes 717 amino acids. NCBI's taxonomy places the organism in Eukaryota, Fungi, Ascomycota, Dothideomycetes, Pleosporales. Gene Ontology annotation, molecular function: ferric-chelate reductase activity. The transcript is spliced from 2 exons. The record is from RefSeq and is a predicted model, not a curated record. Gene Ontology annotation, biological process: intracellular iron ion homeostasis; copper ion import; iron ion transport.
UGUCCUACGUUUCAAUUACUCAUCAACCUCCUCCUUGGUCACGGAUACCACGGAUCUCUUCGUCACCUAUCUCUCGAUUCUUCAUCCUAAUGAAUCUGCUCAUGAUGAAUUGAAUCCUCCCGCCACACCCCCACAUCUCAUACUUGUACUCGUACAUGGCUACCUCUAGAAAUCAUCUGCUGCUUGUACGAUUCUGGUGCUUCGCCUUUUGAUUCUUUUUUGAAACCGCAAAACAAAGCUUGCGUCUCUCCAGGCUCUGACACCUCCCGAAUCGUGUCGAGCCCACUCCAGCGCCAUCAUGUCGCAUAACCAUGCUGCCAUGGGCGGAAUGUCCAUGGAUGGACUGCCCACCCUCUUCGAGUUUCCACACUACUAUUGGGCUGUAGUUGGCAGCGUCGUCGGCGUCGCAACGCUUGCCAACAUCUACAACCAUGUUCUUUGCAACCAGAGAUUAGCUGCAGCACGAGCAGGUCUAGCAAAACCAGCAAAACCAACUUCGUGGAUUCCAUCAAUAGUUGCAACACUUUAUGCCGUCACUCGAGAGUUUUCUAACUUUUCCUAUCGAAUCCCAAUUAAAGAUCGCAUAGUGCGAUUACCUACCUUUGGGAGAACAAGCCUGAUCGUGGGCAAUCUAAUCGUCCUGCUCGUCCUUUGCUUUUAUGGGUUUGACCUAAACGCAAGAUGGAAGCGUCAAGACAUAGGCUACCGAUGUGGCUUCGUUACCAUCGCCCAGAUUCCUCUCAUCUUUCUGUUGGCUGGUAAGAAUAACAUCAUCGGAUACUUGAGCGGUAUCAGCCACGAACGUCUGAAUUGGCUGCAUCGUUGGUGCGCAAGGUGUAUGCUGCUGACAGCGACCCUUCACAUGGGCUACCUCUUUGCGGACUGGGCUCCUUACGAUUACAUUGGUACCCAGAUCAAAGAGAAUCCGAUCGUUCAAAAGGGCAUGGUUGCUUGGGUCAUGUUGGUCUGGAUCGUCUUCAGCUCGAUGACGCCUAUUCGAGGUUGGAGCUACGAAGUAUUCGUCCUACAACACCUUGUUUCCUUUGCAGUAUUCAUCGGUUUCGUCUAUAUCCAUACCCCAGCCGAGGUCCAUGGCUACAUUUGGGCCCCCGUUGCAAUCUUCUGGUUUGACCGCGUCGUACGUGCGAUGCGAGUCGUGUACGCAAACUUGUCUUUCUUCCACCCCAAAACGCAGAGCCUCACCAAAGCGAGAAGCCUCUGGGCGUGUCAGGCCGAAUUCGUUCCUCUCCCCCACCAAACCACCCGGAUUAUCAUCAAAGAUCCUCCGAUUUCUUGGACCCCCGGCCAACAUGUUUUUCUGUCAUGCCAUUCGAUUGUGCCACUACAGAGCCAUCCAUUCACUGUCGCUUCCAUCCCAUCUGAUGGAAAAAUGGAGUUCUUGGUAAAGUCUGAAGCUGGGGGGACGAAACGCUUCUUCAGACACGCCGAGAAAACACACGGACUCCCCGCAUCCUCGGGGAAAUCAUGCAUUAAAACGGUUGCAGUUGAAGGCCCCUAUGGAUGCUUGCGACCGCUUCGGCAGUUCGAUAGCGUCGUCUUACUAGCCGGAAGCACAGGUGCUACAUUCACGAUGCCAUUGCUGCGCGAUAUUCUCCGAGGUUGGACAGAAAAUGCAGACCUUCCCACGGGUUCGUCAUCGUUAUUCCAGACACGAGGUGGUGCUGUGACACGCAGUGUGCGUUUCGUCUGGGUCGUGAAGAGUCGAGGGCAAUUAGGUUGGUUUUCUGACCAACUAUCGACCGUCUGCGCCGAGUUCCAGUCCCUCCAGGAAAGGCUGAGAGAUAUCAAGCUGGAACUGACUGUAUAUGUGACUUGCGAUGAUACGUUUACAGAAGAGCAUAAGACAUUGUUGUCCACUUUCGCAGCUCUAAAUCCUGACGCACCAAUCAAGAAGGAGAAGGAGCCAGAGCAUGGGACGGUCGAGAUUCGCAACAGAAACGCAUCCUUGGACGAGCCCGAGAAAAAGAAAGCAAAGUUCGCGGACGAUUCCCGAGAAGAAAUAACAGAGUUGACCAGGAUCAACACUCUGCCCGAGAAUGCCAAAACAUGCGGCCCGAAUGGGACAUGUUGUUGCAAGACCACAGUUGACGAAGAGGAUCAGGACGAAAUCGCACCCUGUUGCUGCUGUGGGCCCAGUACAUCGGCACCCGAUACCCCGCGUCGAUCCAAUGGAUCUUCAAUGUCUGUAUAUCCACCGAAGCUUCUGAUGAACCCAUCUAUCGCGGUAUUCGGGGGCCGACCAAACCCUCGAAAUAUCAUCAGGAAGUCACUGGAGCAAGCGAUGGGUGAAUCGGCGGUUGUUGUGUGCGGGCCACAGGGACUGGUCGCUGAUGUCAAGCGAGACGUUGUUUCCUUGAGUGAUGAACGUGCGGUCCACAAAGGAACAGGUGCACAAGGCAUAUACUUGCAUACUGAGAGUUUUGGUUAUUGAUUUAUGAAGAUGGUCGUAAAGGCCGAGGAGUUCAAGCAUCACAAGGUGAAAAGGGCGUUUCUACACUGGAGCAUUACAGGUUUAUAAGGACAUACCCUGUUGGUUUGGCAUUUUGCUUUGGCCGUCAUUUUCCGUACGCGAAUACUCAAUCCCAAUACCAGACGUUUUAUCAUGAUGGUACUAUCUGAUUCCCCUGUGUGAUUCCAGAGCAGCCCUUUUCUAUUGUGACUGGAUUGUUGACUUGGUCAUCAAAAUUCACUUUUAGACAAGCUAUCAUGUCUUGAACAACUAAAUUGGAAUGAA